Molecule: messenger RNA, 2325 nt
Organism: Rhizoctonia solani
Lineage: Eukaryota; Fungi; Basidiomycota; Agaricomycetes; Cantharellales; Ceratobasidiaceae
Product: Retrotransposable element Tf2 protein
Exons: 5
Coding region: 1-2325 (774 amino acids)
Source: RefSeq, a predicted model, not a curated record
AUGGCAAGCUAUGCUACCCAACAACUCCUUGCCAUAUGCAAGGAGACCAUCAACCUUGCUGGAGACAAAGAUCAGGGCAAGCCUGGCCCAUUGACUGGGCCUGUCACCCCUCCUGGCCACACAGGAGAAGAAACCCACACUCCAGGAGUGGUUAGGCCUGGACUCAAGGCCCUGUUCUGCCCAUCCAGGGGCACAGGAUUUGACUCAGAGGACCAAGGAGAACCAAGGAGGACUCCCAAAAAAGAGCCUUGUGAUGCGCCUAGGAGCCUUAGCUCCCUCACCCCCUUUGACACUGGGUCAAGUGUAAAAAGACCCAAGAUGGAACUCCCUGACCCAUAUAAGGGAGACACCAGGGGACAGAAGGCCAUGCAAUGGCUGGACCACAUGCUACUAUGGGUGGCACUGCACCAGGAUCAGUUCAACAAGGAGGAACAAAUGGUGGUCUGGAUCCUAUACCACAUGGAAGACAAAGCUGUGGACUGGGCUCUCCACAUUAUUGGGACCAUCAUUAAAGGAGAGACCAAUGCCCCCACCACCAUUCCUACCAUGGCAGCCCGCUUCAAGGAGGCCUUUGCCAAUCCAGACGCCAAAAGAGCUGCAAGGCGUAAAAUUGCUGCCCUCACCCAGACUGCCACAACUGCAGAAUAUGUCACAGAAUUUCCUUCAUUGGAAAGUCAAGAGCUCUUGUCCACCAAGGACAAUGUCCCUGAAGAGCUCAAGGCCAUUUUUGCAGUGGCCAUCAAAAUUGACAACACCUGUUGCAAGAAUGGUGAGAAUUGUCCCAAGAAGGCAGCAAAGCCCCCAGCCACUGUGGCCACAUCCCCUCCACAACUACCACCAGGGUCCACCUAUUGGAGGAUCCUAACUACAUCACACCAGAAGAAAGGGACCAUUGCUGUGCAGCAAGGUUGCCACAAUCAAAGAAAUGGCCAAGGUAGCAGAAGCCAAGGAGUUGGGAAAAGAGUAAGGCCAAGGAUUACCGCCAAACCCUUGGUCCCCAACAAUGUACCUGUAGAAGUUUCCAAAUUUGUAUCUAUUGCUUUGGACUCCAAUAAACACCCCCUACUCUUUAUUGAUCUACAUGUGCAAAACUCCUUGGUGGAACCUGUCAAAACCCUGAUAGAUUCAGGAGCUACCUCCAACUUUAUCUCUCUGGGCCUAGUAGAAAAGCUCAAAAUCCCAAAAUCCCAGCUCAAAAAUCCACAAGUUGUGAGGAUGUUAGAUGGUACAAUUUCACAGACUGGUUGCAUAUGGCACCAGGUUCAACUUGCAGUCUUGGCCAAUGGCCAUACACAUUCCAUCCCUUUCCUUGUUUGCCCAAUAGGCAACACCCAGGCAAUCCUAGGCAUGAUAUGGCUAACAGCAGAAACUCCCCUCAUCAACUGGCAACAGGGACUAGUUACAUUCCCCAAACAAGUUCAAAUUGCCUUGGAAGAAGAAGCAGAUCCAGAUCCUUUGGCUGAUCUGCCCACUCAAUACCAUGAGUUUGCCAAGAUCUUUGGCAAAGAAGAAUUCAAGACCCUACCUCCACACAGGGAGUACAACAUUGCAAUUGACCUUGUAUUGGACACCAAACUCUCCCCUGGACCAAUCUACAGCAUGACAGACGCAGAAUCCAAGGCACUGAAGCAACACAUAGACAAGGAACUGGCUACAGGCAAAAUACAGCCCAGUACCUCAUCUGCCAGCACUCCUGUCAUGUUUGUAAAAAAGGCUGAUAGAUCUUUAAGGCUGGUAGUGGAUUAUUGGAAGUUGAAUGACAUCACCCACAAAAAUGUCUACCCGCUCCCCAGGCAGGACAACCUUAUGGCUAAACUUAGGCACGCCAAGAUCUUCACCAAACUGGACUUACAGUGGGGUUAUAACAACAUACAGAUCAAAGAGGUUAUGCCCUUUGGACUUACAAAUGCUCCAGCUGCGUUUCAACACUUCAUGAACAACCUCUUCAGGGAUUUGAUUGACAUCACUGUAGUUAUAUACCUGGACAAUAUCUUGAUCUUUUCUGAAAAACCAGAAGAACAUCCAGGUCACAUCAGGGAGGUGCUUUCAAGGCUCAUGGCAAACCAGCUAUUCUGUAAACUGUCCAAGUGCCACUUCCAUGUUACCACAGUGGACUACUUGGGUAUUGUCAUUUCCCCAGCAGGUUUUUCAAUGGACCAGAAAAAGAUUGAAGCCAUCACCUCAUGGCCCAUGCCUAGGACCAUCAAGCAAACCCAGGCCUUCCUUGGCUUUGUCAACUACCUCCACUGUUUUAUUCCCAAUUUUAGCUCAGUAGCACAGCCUCUCCAUAACCUCACAAAGAAAGACCCCCUGGUCAUGGGGUAA